AUGACCUUGAAGAAUACCACUUAUAACUUGGGGUAUCCUCUGUAUGGGGCCAAGUUUGUCAAUGAAAACGUGUUAGUUGUGACCGGUGGAGGUGGCAGGGAUCAACCUGGAUUACGCAGUAAAUUGACCGCUUUAAAGAUAGAUUUCACGAAGAAGAAGAUUGUGAAGAGGUUCAGGGAGAUUACUCUCGACAGUUCAGACGAUUCUCCAACUACUUUAGAUGCUGCUAAAGAUGUGAUUUUAUUAGGUUGCAAUGAGGGUGCAGAUAAAAUCGCAGAGACCGGAGUGAAUCAUCAUAUCAGGAAAUAUGUUUACCAGAACGAUCAUUUACAAUUCACAGCAAGUAUUGAUUUUGAUGGGUCUGCAGAUUCUGAUAUAUAUACUAAAUUGACUGCGAUUUCGCCUAACGGCGCAGCUGCCGCCAUUGCUUCGUCAGUGGUUCCGACUCUAAUUAGAGUAAUUAACCCUGUAGAUCUUUGUCAAAAAUAUGAGAUACAAACUGGUAGGGAUGUGAGAGAUCUUGCCUUUUCAUUAGAUGGUCAAUUACUAGCUUAUGUGACACCAACCGGUCUUGAUGUGGCCUCCAUUGCAUCUGGUGAAUUUGUUAUCAAGAAAGCAGAUUUUGAAAAGAACUUGAUCUUCUCUAAAAUUAGAUUUAUUUCAAACGAUACUGUUUUGAUUGCUGCCACAUUUACAGAAAAGCCUGGUGGCGUAUUAUUAAAAGUGAAAUUCAACAAGACCGCAGGCAAAAUAAUUCUAAAGAGACAAAUAUCUGACAGAUUGGGUUCAAUUACAGCUUUUGAAGUCGAUACUAAAAAUGAGUUUGCUGUCUUAGCAACUAAUGAGAACGCUGUAGCUAUCUUUAAGAUUAGUGACUUAUCUGGCAUCGAGUCAUUUAGGAACUUACAUGAACUACUAAUCACAAGAAUUGCUAUCUCUCCAGACUCGAAAUUGAUUGCCACAGUGUCUGCAGGAAAUACCGUUAAUGUUAUCUCCAAGACCAACGGUUCUAUGGGAUCAUUCCUUUCUUUGAUCAAAAAAAUAUUAAUUAACCUAGUGCUAGUGGUUGCAGUAGCUGCUUUAACAAACAUUGCUUACAAGAAUAAUCUACAUUUAAAAUCUUAUGAAUUUGCCAAGAGGAAGUACCUUGAAAGAAGAGAUACCGGAAAUGAUGUUAUCCCUGAUGUUAUCGAACCUUGGGAUAAUUUGGUAACAACAACGAAUAUUAUUCAAGAUGAUAUUGUAAGUAUUUCAUCUUACACAAGUUACGAACCUCAAGAAAAAUUUUCAAUCAACAUCGAUGAUUUUGUCACACCUUCCACUACGCUACACACCCCAAUAAUUAGUAUUUCAUCACCAAGUACCGAACCAUCAUCUAUUUCCACUAUAGCAACUGUUGCAUCAUCAACAUCAUUACCACUUGAUGAGAUUUUGGAGACAUAUUCUUUCGACAGGCAUUUGGAGAUGCCAACCUUCAAUGAGGAGGAACUUUCAAUGAUGAAAGAGAACUCUGCUCACGGAGUAUCCAAAUCAAUAAAGGAUGCAAUAGAGCCUAAGGUAUCAAUGAUAGAAUCCAUUACUGUUUCUUCCACAAGUACCGAAGUUGUUACUACAGAGACAACUUCGUCUUCAUUGAAAACGGAGAAAGAAAUUUCCUCUCAGUCGAUUAUCUCAUCAUUGACGACGAAGGCGGCCAUCUCCUCUGAGAUUGCUGUCUCAUCAUCAAUGACAGAUGAGGAAAUAUCUAUUCAUUCAAGGACUGAAUUAAAGCCUGCUUCAAAAAAAGGCAGCGUGACGAUAUCAAAUGCAAAAGAAAGUGUUCCAAUUAAUGAUAUAUCUACAGAACGCCCCAAAACUAGAAUUACAGUUCCUCAAGGGAUCAAUGAAGAAGAAACAGAGACCAACCGUUUACCAAUUAGUUCAGAUAAUGACCCAUUAUUUAACAGUAUUUCGUUGACUUCGUCUUCUACUAUUUCUAUUGUUUCUGAAAAAUCUGGUACUUCGGAACUAAGACACUCUCAUUCACAAAGUAAAGUACUACCUACUGUUUCGUUCGAUGAAACGAGUGAGUCCUUAAAUCUAGAAUCAUCACUAUCAUUACCAUCAUCACCAUCAUCACCAUCACCAUCAUCACCAUCACCAUCACCAUCAUCACCAUCACCAUCAUCACCAUCACCAUCAUCACCAUCACCAUCACCACCAUCACCACCAUCACCAUCACCAUCAUCACCAUCAUCUGUUUCUUCUUCUUCUUCUUUGCUUCAUCUCGAAUCUAAAGAUAUUAAGGUUGUUGAAGAAUUGACAUCAUCAGUUGUCCCACCACAGACUUCUAUUAACGCUCUGUCUUCAUAUGUUCCAUCCAGCUCUGCUAAAACUAUAUCUGACUCUGCGUCUGUUGUACCAUCUGUUGUUCAAACCCUAAUACCAUCUGUAAAAAGUGAAACAAAAUAUACAUCAUCCACAACUUCCAUAGCCCCAAGUGCAUUGCCCUCUCAGGUAAUCGAACAAGGUAAAGAAGCAGUUGAACCUAAUACUAUCUCUACAACACCAUUACUAAGUAAGACAGAAAAAUUUAAGUCUACCUCUUCGAUGAUUAUGUCUCUUCCUCCCUCUUCCUCCAUUACGGACUUGUCCACCGUAUCCGUUGAACAAGAGAAAGAGACAAUCUCACCAUCUACAUUCUCAUCUUCCGAGAAAGCAAUUAAACAAAAAAUCACUAUAGAUGGUGUUGUUUAUGUCGUUGCGUCUACUGAAGAUGAAAGUACAGAAACUACUGUAUCAACUGAAAGUACACACAUUACUGUGAAUCCAACCACCUCAGUAGCAACAGAUGAAACCACCAAGUUUCAAGUAUCUAGCGCAGUUUUAUCAGAUCCAAUUAUGUCACAAAAUAAAUUAACUGAUGAGAAGAGCAUACUUACUUUUAAUUCUGUAAAUAUUGAGGAUACCCAGAAAUUGGAAGACAAUAGUGUUAGUACAUCGUUAGACAAUACUGAACUAGAGCCUAUGCCUGCAGAUUCCAAACCAAACUCGGAGAGUAAAUCUAAAAUGAAGAGAAAUACUUCAUUCCCUGAAUCAUUCCCUGAGCCAUCCAUCUCAUUCACAAAUACUGGUAUUACGGUGACCAAAAUUGCAAAAACAGUGGUGGAAGAAACAAUUGAAGUCGAAAUUGGUGAUAUUAAGAAAGUACCUAAUAGCCAAAUAGAAGAAAGUAGAGAAUCCCAGCUCUCAUACCCCGUGGAGGUUUCGCAGGUUUUCUCACAUAGCUCAGAUAAUGCUGGAGAGGUAAAUUCAGCUCCAAUUGUCACCAGUGCACCAAUUUUGAACGCACAAUUGGCAUCUUCCGAAACUGCGUAUAUUGAUACUACAGUUGAAUAUGAUGCAUCUUCGGACAUUAUGGCAUAUAAAGAGUUAGAAACAUCAUCCGCUGUCGGCAGUGAACCAUCUAUAGAACACGAUGAAUUAUGA
Messenger RNA from Maudiozyma saulgeensis, 3468 nucleotides. The record is from the annotation of a GenBank genome assembly. Lineage: Eukaryota; Fungi; Ascomycota; Saccharomycetes; Saccharomycetales; Saccharomycetaceae.